AACAAGAGGAUUAAAGAGCCCUCUAACUCUGCCUUUCAGAUAACUAAAUGAACGCAGAGGCUGCCAGUCAGCCCCAUACAACAGAGCGGGUGACACGGAGUGACGAGAGGCGGCCCUGAGAGGUGGCACGCCGUGCUGUCCACCGCCACUCUGCGGGAGCCGGGGUCAGGAGGGUGUGCUGACGGAGGGGUGACCCAGGCCGCAUCUGGGAAGUGAUGGGACCAUCCUGAGUGCUGCCCAUGGGGGUCAGUACCCAGACCACCACGUCCCCGCACUUCCUCCUGGACUCUGGGCUGCGCCGUGGGGCUCCCGCACUCAGUCCCGGUGCUGGGUCGGCGCCCUCCCCGGCCUCGGCACCAUGCACUCCAGGGGUUCUGCGGGGCUGACAGGUCAGUGGGCAGUGCCAGCAACACACCAGCAACGCUGCCCACGCUGACGAGAUGGAGCCCGAGGCCAGGCAGGCUUCAGGGAGACGGAGAAGGGAACGGAACGGGGACCAGUCACAGCCCGGCUGUGUCCCAGCGCAGCGUCCGAAACGCAAGCACGAACUGCAGGCAAAUCCAUGGCAGGCUCCCUGGGAGGCACAGCUCAGGCAGGGCAGGCAGAACACCAGCCCCGGGGGAGCAGGCUCCUGCCACUACCAAGCGCCCCGAGUCGCCAGGAAUUGGACAAUCGGUGCGCUGCCGGCGAGGCACAGCGGCGCUCAGAGAGGAGCUGUCACUAACCGUGUGCCUCCACCCUCCUCUAUUUAACAACCAACUCCGGCGUUAGAAGAACACACCUAAGACCAUGCCGGGCAACCCGAUCCGGGGGCGGACCCUCAGAAGACGUGAAGCAGCCGCACCGAUCCCGCCCAGGCGCACAGAGGACGAAGCUGGACACGGUCCGGAGAAACAGACUCAACAGGCAAGGCAGACGCUUCGGCCCUUGCCCUCCACGCCCCGAAGUCCCAGUGCGUUCUAAUGAAUUCCAGGCCUUCCGCUCGUCUCUCCUGGGACGUGCAACAAGGGAAGGCCCAGUGUUCAUUUUUGAGGCCAGAAAAAUGAAACCGAAGCACGAUUUACAAACUCGGACAAAAGCAGAGGCUGCAGACCGUCCCUGGCUCCAACAAUGCCGCGCGGGCGGAGGUGACCGAAUCCCGCUGCGCCAGGACGGCGGUCAGAGCGCAGAGCCCAGCGCUUAGAAACCGCACUUCCUGUUCCUCAUAUGACUCCGAGGAAGGAAAAUGCAGGUGCUAAAAACACCCAGCGUGUUCUGCAGGAAUUUCUGCGUCUAGCCCGGCACAGACUCCCUCUGGCAUAGAGACGAGCAGGCACUUAGCACGGCGAACCCACACGCACCGCCCCAAAGCAAGCACCAGCACGUGCCCCCCGACCACGCUCCCGGCUCCCGGCUUCAGCCCCGCCCAGCCCUGGCCGUUGCAGGCCGCUGGGGAGAGGAACAGCAAAUGGGACUUCUCCGUCUCUCUGCCUUUCAAGUAAAAAUUGAUGGAGCUAUUUCGGAGUUGGCCAGUCGACGCCGUCACAGCCGCUGCAAAUCCGCUGUGGCCUGGCCAGCGCGUCGCCGUGCAGUCAGACCAGACCUGGCCUCGCCCGGCAGGGCUGACCUGUCUCACCACGCACUCAUGCUCCUUUUUAACUGCUUAACUGCUGGGGGGAAAACAGCAGCCCCGCUGGCACCAUGGGCCAUUUGUCUAACCUCUUCCUUCCAGCACUUUCUGGGGGCCCCGUCGGUCUGGCGGGGAGACCUCUUGUCCUUACCCUGCCUUCUUCCGGAUCACGGAAGACCCAGAGUUCCCAUCUUCAGCAGAGCAUGCCGGUCCCUCAGGCCCAGGCCUGGCACCAUUUGCCAGGGCCGACGGCCCCAGCCAGGUGUGUGUGCUCCCGCGAGAGAAGUGCCCCGCAGGGCAGCCUCCUUCCCGGGGUGAGCACCGUCCUGGGAGGCAGUGGGGGGCUCUCUGCAGCCUGCACUCCCGUUAGAACGAGGUGGGGAAGGCACGCUGCUGCCACAGCAGCCGUCAACAGAGGCGGCCGCCAGCGGUGGUCAGGUUCACACGCCGCGGCCUGCGGUGAGGUAUUUAAUCAUAGAUACACACAUGUAUAUGUAACUCCAAACCAGCCUGACGCAGGGCUCUGGUCCUCUGGGUGUAGAAUCCUCAUUCUCCCUGUGAUCGGGCAGACGACACGACGUACCCAGGCACUUAGAAAACCCGGCUUCAGGAGCGCAGUCCGUGCUGACGGGUCCCUGCCGUCACCUGCAGCCCACGCACCGAGCGCACGCUUCCCUUCUACACCGGCAGGCGGGAGCUCUGAUGAGCCUCCGGCCCGGUUUCCUGGGCUCUGCCCCGGGCUAGCAACCCGUGCCCCGGGAGUUCGGCACCGCGCCAGGGCCACGGCAGGGCUCCAGCUCCCACCGGCUCAACCCGACCUCGGGUCUGCACCACAGAGAACACGACCGAAAAGGAAGCAGCGGCUGGCCGCUGAGCUGCUCAGGGUGCGGACGCCGGAUACCAGAGGCGAUUUCCAGGACGAGCGGAGAGGACCCCAAGGCCAGGGACUGGCAGCCCCUGUGGUGCGAGGCUGCCCUCUACUGGAAUCCCCAGCCCACGCCUCAGAAGAGAACUCCAGGGAACACUUGUUAAGAAAACUUCAAGACCCAGCAGUGGAAUCUCAAGUUACAGGAAGAUGCUGACGAACCCGGAUCCCUGAUCCCUGAUCCCUGAUCCCUGGGGGUUCUCACAGCCUGCUGGGGGGGGGGGGGGCAGGCAGCUGCACUCGGCCCUAAGCCUGGGUGCUGGGUGGCCACGCUGGAGGGGAGGGGCCGCGGCAGGCCUGGGAAUGCUGUUAAGGACCCUCAGCUGGCAUCUGAGAACCUGGAUCUGGGGAGAGUCCCUGCCAUCCCUGGAACUGAACAGCCCAGAGAUAAUUCAAGCCCUGAAAUAAUGGGCCCCAGGCGACCAAGCACCCACCCCUCCUGCACCAGCUGCUUCCAGCCAGCCCUGCAGGCGCUCCAGAGUGGGGGCCCCCAGACAAGGAGCAAAGAGCUUCCGCAUCCCCACGCGGCCACACAGCCAGAAAGGCCACAGCGGCAAAGCACUCGCACACAGCUCCCAGGGAAGGACGCCUGCCGGCAGCACCCGUCCAUUUACCACCAUCGGGCUUCCGCGUCCUCACCCGAGCACUGCCAGGGUCCAGCCCGCGACCCCAGACGUGAGAGACGCCGGGAAAGCAACAUCCGCGUCCGGAAGCGGCCGGCGAGGCUGGAGCCCCCGCCCGCAGUCAGCGCAGCUCCCUGCCGGCCCCCAGGUCUUACCUUGGA
This is a messenger RNA of Oryctolagus cuniculus (rabbit), 3318 nucleotides long. The record is from RefSeq and is a predicted model, not a curated record. NCBI's taxonomy places the organism in Eukaryota, Metazoa, Chordata, Mammalia, Lagomorpha, Leporidae.